UGCGAGCAGCAUCAGGGCAGAACACCAGAAAUCCCACCAUAGUUAGUCCUGCAUAACUGCUUCUGCACAGUUUAAACGACGUAAGUGAAGCGCAGCUGCUACUCACCUGUUUCAGUCCUCUCAAGAUGUCCUCAGAUAUUUGUGGUGAACCAGAUCUAUCAAAGAAGGUGAGAUACAGCAGAAAGGAGCAGGAGGACAGAGGAGAGUGGGAGCAGAGGGAGGUGGAUAUCUACGAGAGUACAGACGACAUAAGAGACAAUGACACCAACUUUCAGGCACAUGAAGGUGGACCACAGACUCAGAGUCCUCCUUCAGUCCAGAAGGGCUCUUUCAGAUGUGCUACACUGGGUCUAAGAGUGCUGUGCCUCCUGAUGUUAGCUGGGAUCAUCAUCCUGUCCAUAUGCUUUGGUUGGAACAAGAGUGAAUAUGACAAACUGCACAACAGUUACAUCCAGUUCCAUGACAAAGUUUUAGACAACAUGAGUCAGCUGCAGAGCAGUUAUGAUACGCUGAGUGAAAACAACAGCGACAUACAGGAAGAAGUGAAGAAGCUGAAGGAGAAGAUUAAAGACGUGACAGGCAACAUGAGUCAGUUACAGAGUCGUUAUGAUAAACUGAGUAAAAACCACAGUCAGCUACAGGAAGAAGUGAAGAAGCUGAAGGAGAAGAUAGAAGAGAAGUGUCCCAAAGGAUGGAAGAGGAGACUUGGAUGCAGCUGUUACAUUAAAUCCUGUGAGAAAAAGCUUUGUGAUGAGAGCUGGAAAGCCUGUCAGUAUAAAGGAGCUGAUCUGGUGAUGAUAAACAGCAAAGAGGAACAGGUUCUGGGCAGCAGGACUGCAGGAUCAGAGUUCUGGUUACUCUGCACUGUACCAUGAUGACCGUGGGAAAAGUUAUGGAUGCAAUUGUAGUUAUAUUUCUAAGACACUGAUAUGUGCUUUGAGUGAUGACAGAGGGAUGUGAGAUGUAAAUGUUUGAAUAAUCCAACCAAAGACACCUCACUAUGAAAUGUCCUGCAUGAGCCUCAGACUCAGCUCACAGUUGUUACUUGUUCAUUCUGCAUCAUAUAUUGAUUACAUAUAUUACAUAUUAUCACCACAUUGUCAGUGUUGGGUUAUUACUCAAAAAAGUAAUCUAUUACACAGUACUCUUUACUUUUCUGAAAAGUAAUGUAUUAUGUUAAUUACUCAAAUGAGAAAGUAAUCCAUUACACUAAUUGUUACAUUACUUUCUUCUUACUCUGAACAAAUUGCCACAUAAUCACCAGUUAACAAUAAAAACCUUGGUCUACAGUCCCACUCACCAACCCUAAUGAGGACACACAUGCAAGCUUUGUUUUACUGUUUGCAUUUGAACACAAAAGUUUGAAUCCAGCACAAAGAGACUUUAAAGUGAUCGCCAGAGUGAUCCUACUUAAGAAACACAAACAGGUAGAAACACAGGGUGCUCAUCAGUUUGUUAGCUGUUGAAGUUCUGGGUCUGGCUGCUGGGCUGGGCUUGCAUUCAAUCAGCUUCACUCUUGGUUCUUGGCCAGCUUGUUUGGAUGCUAUCUGUGGAGAUGUCAGCAAAGACACAAAGUUCCGUUAAGAAUAUAAUGUAGUUAUUUCUGUUCUGGAUGCAGUCUGCACUUUACUAUCAAGCUCAUGUCCUUUUGUGCAAUAAAAAUAAAAGUCAUGUCCAGAUCUCCACUCCUGAAAAGUUGUAUUGCUGUGCCACUAUUUUCCUGCUCCCAUACUGUAACAGUUGGCUAACUAAAUAUAAGGAAAACAUAUCUAAUUUGAGAAGAUGCAGAGUAUAAUAAAAUAAAUAAAAAGAAGCUGCCAGCACAGUGAGAUAAUUAUGAACACAGGACCUGCUUGCUGUAAGGCAGACAUGCUAAUCACUGCACUAACUUCUUGCCCAUGAUGUAAUUUUUGAACAAAAAAAAGUCCAACUGUGGGAAUUGUUUCUUGAAGGACGAAUGAGCAAGAUCGGGCUUGGUGAUAGAGUGGUUAACAAUUUUGCCUCACAGCAAAAAGGUAUCGAGUUUAAUUCCACCAUCAGACCAGGAUUGAUGGAAAUGGUUGUAAGAUGCAACAUCAUGGUGUUAUAAAUUAGCCUAAUAUGCAUGCAAAGUAUCUAAAUAAGAAACAAAUGCCAUACAUUCUCAAAAAAAAGAUUAUUAAUCUUAUUCAUUGUGCUCUUGCUUAGUAUAUUGUUUUCUCUUUGUAACACAUUGCAACAAAUACUGCUCAUAAUAAUGUUACUGUUACAGUAUUUCUUUUUGAAAUAUUUGUAAUUAUUUUGAAAAUUCCCAUUAUUAACUAAAUAUAUCAACUGGAAUGCAAGAAAGGAAAACAGAGUUGUGAUGGUGUAUCUAUGAUGCCUUUACAUUGUGUUGCAGAGAUCAAUUGACGUUAGCAUCCUCUGACUAACCAGCUAAUGCAGCCUGUACACUCAUGUAAUACCACUUUGUACCACAAGAUGGUACAGUGAGUCAGCAUCUUUUCUGCACUGAGAUCAAAUUUGUAUAGUUGUUUUUUUGUAUUAGGUCAGACCACAAGUGUGUUGUUCUUUUACAAUAAACAGCAAGAAUCAGAAAGUGUGUUUGGAUUGACAACAACUGUGAUGACACAUUAUAACCUGUUAUUAAAGUUCU
Molecule: messenger RNA, 2635 nt
Organism: Oreochromis aureus
Lineage: Eukaryota; Metazoa; Chordata; Actinopteri; Cichliformes; Cichlidae
Product: asialoglycoprotein receptor 2-like
Exons: 7
Coding region: 126-875 (249 amino acids)
Biological process (GO): negative regulation of signaling receptor activity; natural killer cell inhibitory signaling pathway
Cellular component (GO): external side of plasma membrane
Molecular function (GO): signaling receptor regulator activity; protein phosphatase binding
Source: RefSeq, a predicted model, not a curated record